AUGUCAAGGUCUGAGGCUGCGCAAAUCCACGGAAAAGAGCAUAUGAACUUCUGCUGGAAUAGCUCUUGCCUCGAGCAGAAAAAUGAGAGAUAAUCUCAGAUCUGCCUCCUCGGUGACCGGCGCUCCUCGCCGCCGCCGAGGAGGGCCCUCUCCCUUUUUUCUCUUCUUCGGUCUCCUCUCGUCUCUGCUUUGUUCCUUUUUCAGCGGAGAUUUUCGUCUUGGUAUGGUCGAGUUCCGGUGGCGGUUCUCUCUUCCGGCGGUGGAGUGUGGCAAAUCGACUUCUCCCAAGGCGUUGAGCUACUGCUUUUCGUCGACCUAGGCGCUCGCGGUGAAAGGUCUUUCAGAUCUGGUUGGUGGAGCAGGUACGGAGCUUUUGAGGACGAGGCUCCAGCGACAUCAGUCAGGCUUGGUGAUUCCCUACCCUCGGGUGUGUCUGUGUGUCGGUUUUGUGGAUCUGCCAUCUUCUCUCGACUUUCCCUUCGGUGUGGUGGUUUUUGGGGUGGUGGCUUUCUCGUAGUGCUCCGGAAGAGGUGGUAUUCUUUGAUGGUGAAUCAGGGUAUGCUCUGGUCUCAGUCAAGGACAAAUUCUGUGGUCGUUAGGUUCAGAGAUCUUUCGGUUCAGCGGUUUCCGGUUCGUCGCUCGUUUUUGGUCAUCGGUGGCUCCUCUUCUUCCUCCAGCGUCGUAAGUUGUUAG
This is a messenger RNA of Microthlaspi erraticum, 693 nucleotides long. NCBI's taxonomy places the organism in Eukaryota, Viridiplantae, Streptophyta, Magnoliopsida, Brassicales, Brassicaceae. The record is from the annotation of a GenBank genome assembly.